AUGCAAUUGAACGAGGCUAACGAGAGAGAUGGACGAAGCCGUAAACGUGUCUUCGUUGUAGCUAAGGGAUUCGACGUUUCGGUUCCUGAGGGUUUUACGCUGAGGGAACGUGUGCUUCGUUUGGAGAGCAUGUUGAGAGAUCACUUCUCUUCAUGUGGAAAGGUCAAGUCCGUUUGUAUUCCUGAUGUCCGUCGUUCCUUUAGCAUCAAGAGAUAUGCUUACAUAGAUAUUUGGGGAAAGGGCGCGGAAGAGAAGGCGCUGAAGCUUAGUGGAAGGGAGAUGGAUGGACACAAACUAGUUGUUACUCUGCCAUUGCUCCACAUGAAAAAAACUCGUAGAAGAGCUUUAAAAACUGAUCGAUACCGCAGGAGCGAAAUAAUGAUUGUUAGGGGAUAUGACACCUCGCUUCAUCCUAGGAAGAUUAUGAAGAGCGCUUUGCGUAAACAUUUCUCUUCAUAUGGAGAGGUCUUGGAGGUGGACUUAUUUCCCAAUAAAAAAAGCCCUAAUAGCAACCUCAAAUACGCCUAUGUUUCCAUAUAUGGAGAAGGCGCAAAGGAGAAGGCCUUGCAACUUAGUGGAAGUGACAUGGGAGGCUUCAAACUUGUUGUUGAAGACCCGUAUCUUCUCAAACAACCCGAAGCCGGAGGCAGAUCUUCGUCACCUGAUCGCGUUUGGGCUCCUUCUUACUCAGCUAAGGGAUUUGACGCAACGGUUCCCGAGUGUUGUACGGUGUUAAAACAUGUGUUUCAUCUGGAGAGCAAGUUGAGAAAUCAUUUCUCUUCAUGUGGCAAGGUCAAGUCCGUUUGUAUUCCUCAUGCCUAUUAUAGCUCUACUAUCAAGAGCCAUGCUUACAUAGAUAUUUGGGGAAAGGGCUCGGAAGAGAAGGCGCUGCAGCUUAGUGGAAGUGAGAUGGAUGGACACAAACUAGUUGUUACUCUGCCAUUGCGCCCCAUGACAAGAGCUCGUAGAAGGGCUUUGAAACAGGAAAGAUCUUCCAGGAGCGAAAGUAUGAUUGUUUGGGGAUAUGACACCUCGCUUCCUAGGAAGAUUAUCAAGAGGGCGUUGGGCAAACACUUCUCUUCGUGUGGAGAGGUCUUGGAGGUGGACUUACGACCCAAUCAAGCUUACCCAAAGGACCGCAAUCACGCCUAUGUUUCCAUUUAUGGAGAAGGCGCAAAGGAGAAGGCCCUGCAACUUGGAGGACGUGUCAUGGGAGGCUUUGAACUUGAAGUUGAAAAGUUAGGUCCCAUACCACGCCAACCGGGAGACAAACCCAGAGACAACGUUGUCGUUUGGUCUCCUCCUUACUCAGAGUUUAUGGCUAGGAGGAACAAGAGGAAGGAGGAACGGAACUCUAACAAGAGGAAGGAGAACCCAAACCCUCACUCUAACGAGCAGAAGAAGAAAAGGAAGACUAGCAAGUAG
Messenger RNA from Microthlaspi erraticum, 1425 nucleotides. Lineage: Eukaryota; Viridiplantae; Streptophyta; Magnoliopsida; Brassicales; Brassicaceae. The record is from the annotation of a GenBank genome assembly.